Acromyrmex echinatior (Panamanian leafcutter ant) is the source of this 1571-nucleotide messenger RNA. Its product is annotated as aldehyde dehydrogenase 1A1. NCBI's taxonomy places the organism in Eukaryota, Metazoa, Arthropoda, Insecta, Hymenoptera, Formicidae. The record is from RefSeq and is a predicted model, not a curated record. Gene Ontology annotation, molecular function: oxidoreductase activity, acting on the aldehyde or oxo group of donors, NAD or NADP as acceptor.
CACUCACUCGCUAAGUGUUGCCAAGUAAACAUCACCGAGAACAAAAUGGCAAAAGUUCAAAUUAAAUAUACUCAACUAUUCAUCGACAAUGAAUUUGUGGAUGCUGCGAGUGAUCGUAAAUUUCCCACAAUAAACCCUGUCAAUGGUAAAGUUAUCGCUGAAAUCUCCGAAGGAGAUAAGGCUGAUGUAAAUAAAGCAGUGGAAGCUGCUAAACGAGCCUUUAACAGAAAUUCAGAAUGGCGUACAAUGAAUCCAUACAACCGUGGACAACUUAUGUACAAGUUCACAGAUCUUGUUAUACGCGAUUUAGAUUAUAUUGCUACUCUCGAAGUUCUUGAUACUGGAAAAACAUAUACAAGUGCUGUUGAGGAUAUUCAAGCAAGUAUUGCUGUUUUUCGUUAUUAUGCAGGCUGGUGUGAUAAAAUACUUGGAACUACUAUUCCAACAGGCGAUAGUAGUGUUACAUUGACACGAAAAGAGCCAGUCGGUAUUGUAGGACAAAUCAUCCCUUGGAAUUAUCCUUUCAUGAUGUUGAUUUGGAAAUGGGGUCCUGCCUUGGCUACUGGAUGUACACUGAUCUUAAAGCCAGCCGAGCAAACACCUUUGACUGCGCUUUAUGCAGCUGCUCUAGCCAAGGAGGCAGGAUUUCCAGCGGGUGUCAUAAAUGUUAUUCCAGGUUACGGUCCAACUGGUGCAGCUAUUGCUGAACAUCCAGAAAUUCAUAAAAUCGCUUUUACUGGAUCGACCGAGGUCGGACAUUCCAUAAUGAUAGCUGCUGGUAAAAGUAAUCUUAAGCGUGUCAGCCUUGAAUUAGGUGGCAAGAGCCCGCUCGUUAUUUUCGAUGAUGUUGACGUGAAAGAAGCUGCAAAAAUCGCACACAAUGCAAUAUUUGCAAAUCAUGGACAAAACUGUUGCGCAGGAUCGCGAACAUUUGUACAUUCUAAAAUAUAUGACGAAUUCGUGAAACAUGCUAAACAACUGGCGUUUGAUAGAAAAGUAGGAGAUCCAUUUGAUCCUAAAAUAAAUCAAGGUCCACAAAUUGAUCAAGAGAUGUUCGAUAAAGUCAUAGGUUUAAUCAAUUCGGGCAAACAGCAGGGUGCUGUUGUGGAAACUGGUGGAAAUCGGCAUGGCGAAAUUGGUUACUUUGUACAACCUACAGUUUUUUCAAAAGUAACCGAUGAUAUGAGGAUUGCCAAAGAAGAAAUUUUUGGUCCAGUUCAAACAAUCUUGAAAUUUGAAACCAUCAAUGAAGUAAUUGAACGUGCCAAUCGCACUAACUAUGGUCUUGCUUCUGGUGUAAUCACUAAAGAUAUUAAUAAAGCUUUGGAAUUUGCCCAAGCUAUAGAAGCAGGUAGUGUUUGGAUAAACUGUUAUGAUGCUAUCACACCACAAACACCAUUUGGUGGUUUCAAACAAUCUGGCUUAGGACGUGAAUUGGGAGAAGAAGGCUUGAAAGAAUAUCUUGAGAUUAAAACAAUCUCUAUUAAUGUCACAAAAGGGAAUUAAUAUGUAUUGCACAAAGUGCACAAUACAUAAGCUUAAUUUUUCAUUAUGAUUUUGAUUAUACUUUU